Messenger RNA from Botrytis sinoallii, 249 nucleotides. RefSeq lists its product as uncharacterized. Bases 1 to 249 code for a protein of 82 amino acids. The record is from RefSeq and is a predicted model, not a curated record. The transcript is spliced from 3 exons. Lineage: Eukaryota; Fungi; Ascomycota; Leotiomycetes; Helotiales; Sclerotiniaceae.
AUGUAUUUCCAACGAUUCGUCAUCGCAGCAAUCGUUCUACCACUCGCUAUUGCGGCUCCCAUCGCUAAUACCGCGGCCGAGAACAAGAACUCCCAAGUCAUCCAAAAGGAUGACAAAUAUGAUGGGGUUGCAUCCUCAUCAGCAACCCUCCAUGCACGACAAAUUCUGUGGACAAUUUUGGGUCCCUUGGGUUUCGAGCCUGUUGUCGAUGGGAUCAAUGGUGCGCUUGUGGGACUCGGGCUCAAGUGA